AUGUUAGGUACGUUACUUAGAAGAAGUACAACAGCAGACCAUAAGAAGGAUACAUCGGCUUCAGAAUCAAUCAUAUCAUCAUCUACCAGCAUUGGAUUGAGAUCUCUAAAUCAUGGCACGAAUACCACAAUUGGGAUUUCCACCGCUAUGGAUCCUGGAAUUGGUAUAGGCUCAAUCUGUGACACAGAUCAGUGUGACGAAGUGUUUCCAACGGUAACAUCUCCUUUAUUAGAUCAUAUUUCUGACGAUUUGAAAUUCAAGCUUUUUGCUGCCAAAACAAUUCCUUAUAAGAGCAACAUUUUGCCCUUGAUGAAAGUUGACCAUGAUUAUAAUAAUAUUCCUGAAGCCUCGUCGAAAUCUUUAUUAUCAACAGAUAAUACAAGGAAAACUGUUUCCAACUCUUCAGCAAUCAUUAAUCAAAAUUCAUAUGCCUUUAGAUUUUUAUUAACAGAGGAAACAAAUGAGAUGGCUUGUGUAAAUAACUAUAGGAUUUUAUUAGAUCAUAAUUUUACCAAGGGUGAAGGUUCCAAGAUUGAACAAAUACGGCAUAGUGAAUUAAAAGAAUAUAUUUUUGGCUCACCUGUAAGAUCGAGUGAUUACAUCCAAAGUGAUAAAUUUAGAUCAGUUCCGAAUUCUGAUUUCACUUUAAUUACAAGGAUUUUUUAUCUGAACUCUAUUUCAAAUAGAUUCGCUAUUAGUCUAUGCAUAUCCAAAUUUCUCUUCCCUGUCAUUUCAGAGUCAUGGACUUACAUUUCUCAUUGGUUAACUGAUAUACAAGAUAUUAUUGCAUCAAUCGUGGCUGAGAAUGCUGGUACUUGCAAAGGUACUACCAACAGUAACAAUAUGGAACAAUUUACAUAUCAAAAUAGGUCCAUUUCCGAUGGAGUAUUACCUGUUAAUCUAGAAAUAGCUUUUCCAGACGAAAUCGGUAAGAUUAUUCAAGUUUUAGCGAAAAAAUUAAUGCCUUGUCUCCGAUCUAUGACAGAAAUUCCUAGAAUUUUCCUUUAUCCACCCGAUUUCGUAGAAUUCGUUGAAACAUGGUUUAAAGACGUUUUUAAUUGGAUUGAAAUUAAAGACGGCCCUAGAUUAAGAUUCUUACCCAUGUUAUUGUCGAAAAUUGUAUGUGAAUUUAAAGAUUCAAUGGUAGAAUCAGAUAUCACAAGGAUCAUCAUCCUCUCAGGUAAUAUGGUUGUAGCCAAUAAAUUGAUUUUCAUUGUUGCAGGUCUUUUGGAACCUAAAUAUAGGAACAAAUUAGUUUCUCAAUUACCACCAUCUUCAUCAUCAACGAAUGAAGAAAAUUCAUCAGGAACUAGUAUCGCUCAAACACAUUCUUCGCAUUCAUCUUCCUCAACAUCAACAUCUAAUUCAGUGCAAAUGAGCGUUAGCAAGAAUCGUGAAAGGCAUAAACAAAGGCUUGUAAAUCUUGUUGAGGCAACCGACGCAACCUCAACGCAGUCUGUGGAUAAGAUGACUAGCUUAUCUGAGCACACAACCCCAAUUUCUGUUGCGAGAACAUCAGCGGGAACUGCGACUAGAAGUGGAUGGGUUAUCCCUAAGGGAAGAAAAAACCGUAGCUCUGUAUCGAUUUCCUCAAACGAAUCGUCAUAUGGUGAAGUUAUUCAACCAUCUUCAUCUUUCAAAAGUGUAGAAAGUUCAUUACAAAAUUUAUCCUCGUCAUUUUCAAGUCAACCGAAUUCGUAUGGUUCUUGGUUUAGUAAAAGACCAUCAUUAUCGAGUUUUAUACCUCAAAGUCCGUCAAACAAAUUUAGCAUACCAUUACCAGCAAAUUCCAACUCAACGGCUACUGUCUCUGCAUUGUCAGAGAAUAAAAUUGAUAGAGUGAUAAGUAAUUCAUCCUCCUCAGGAGGAACCCAUAAUCAUCAAGUUGCAGCUCCAAGAUUCCCACCAAAUACAUUUCACACACCACAACAAUCACCAUCUAUUAGUGAAUAUGAGGAAUAUCCAUGGUUUGAAACUCCUGAAUCGUUAUCACGAAUGGAUUUAGAAUCGAGUCAUUCAUUACCUAACCAUUUAAAUACCAUUACUAUGACCCCUCAUGGUAAUACUAAUAGUGUUAAUGGUAAGAAUACAAAAAAAUUGAAUUCUUAUUGUGGUAACAGUACGAAGAACCACGAUUUCCCAUUGAAGAAUGUUAAAAUUAAUAGAGAUUGUCAACGAUUGAAUCAGCUAGAUUUAUUAGAUGAAGCAUUUGAUGAUAUUUGUAAUGACCUUCCCAUGGAUACGGAAUAUGAAAUCACAGCAGGAACUUCCCUUCAUGCUCCAGUGUUAGAAAUUGACAUGAACUAUGAUAACGGGCAAAACAAGAAGAAACCGUUAGAAUUGUUAUCCAGGUAUACCACAUAUCUACCUCAUUAUAAUAGGUGGUUCCAAUUGCAAGGUAUUCCAAUUACUAAUAAUUCAGAGUCUAUGGUUACUAACUCUAUGAAGAAAGAUUUACAAAUGGGUGAUGAAUUUUCCAAGAGUUUAAUAGUUUCGUUAAGAACAAGAGAAAUCAAAGAAGUUCUUAUGAAGAAAAAGAUGGAGAAGAAACCUUCUCCGUCCUCUAAUGAGGCAUCAUCCAAUAGAUCAUCUCGUGAACCAUUGAAACAAAAAGUUAAGAAAGUCUUUUUCAAUGGGAAAGUUGCAGAUCAUACUCCGGUUCAAGUGGACGAAUCUAUGAACUUCAUUGAGGCAUGUAUUAAGAAAGCUAUGAUUCACUAUGAAGAUAAAGAACUCGAUCCUUUAGAACGUGAUAGGAAAGUUAUCAACUUAUUUGGUUCUAUUUUAACCAAUUCGAAUACAUAUGACAAAACAUUAACGCAUUAA
This is a messenger RNA of Naumovozyma dairenensis CBS 421, 2826 nucleotides long. It is a transcript of the gene LST4, whose product is annotated as Lst4p. Lineage: Eukaryota; Fungi; Ascomycota; Saccharomycetes; Saccharomycetales; Saccharomycetaceae. The transcript has a single exon. The coding region runs from base 1 to 2826 and encodes 941 amino acids. The record is from RefSeq and is a predicted model, not a curated record.